AUGCAAUCGAACCGACCUGGUGUCUCCUCAAGUCUUCACUCCACAAUCAGCAGCAGGGCGAGGAUAAAUAAAAGGAACAAAAAGAAACGGUACAGAGCCCGGCGUGCCAUGAAAAGGCGUUGUGGCUAUGCCAAAAAAAGACAGUUAGGCUUAAGACCUGGACAGAGAAGAUCCGGACAUUCCAGCCCUCAGUCACAGAGUCCACAAAGACAUGACAGCAACAGUGAUGACCAAAACCUGAUUGGUCAGCUGGGAACUCAAGCACAGUCUAUUAGUGAGCAGGACCUCACCAGCUGCCAUUGGCUCGGCUACGGAGCUCAUAUAGGAAACGAGACGCGGAACAUCGAGUUCAAGAACGGUCAAGGAAAUUACAUGCAGACUGUUUUCAGCCAACACGUUUCCAAGUAUGGAAGUGCCUUCCUGAACAGCGAGGGGGGCAGUCUGGUGGUCGGGGUGAACGACAGCGGACUGGUUUGUGGUGUGCACUUCAACCAUGAAGAGGAAGACAAGACUCGCUUGUUGGUGGACCGUAUCGUGAGGCUCUUCCAUCCUCCUCUACUACCUCACCAAUAUAGCCUGCGGUUCAUACCCGUGGUAAAGCUCGGGUUGCAGUGGAACCACCUAAAGGUGCUGUGCCUCACCUUCAAAGCACCUCCAGGCUACAGUGAGCCGACCCUCUAUCAGACUGAAGAAGGGUAUAUGUACAUAAGGCGGGAUGGGAGUGUUGAAGGUCCUCUGACUAACGCUGUCAUCCUGGAAUGGUCCAAACAGAAAUGGAAAAGAAAAGUGGACAAGCUGGAGCAGUACCUGUAUGAAGCCAGAUCUGAGAUGUGGUUCCUGGCCGGGCAGGUCUUCAGAAUACCUCAUUUUAUCACUCCACUGUAUAACUUCAUGGCCACAUUACAGAACCAGCAGAGGAGCCCUCCAGAUGGAGAUGCCAGCGCAAACCUCGUCCAACCUCCUGCAGAAAGUUCCUGUCAUGCCAGAUCAGCUCACAACAGCAGAGCUCCAGAUCAGGCAGAGGAAUCCCCUCCACCUCCACCUCCACCUCCACCUCCACCUUCACCUCAACAAGACAGGCAGAUGUGA
Scomber japonicus (chub mackerel) is the source of this 1089-nucleotide messenger RNA. RefSeq lists its product as uncharacterized. The coding region runs from base 1 to 1089 and encodes 362 amino acids. The record is from RefSeq and is a predicted model, not a curated record. The transcript has 4 exons. NCBI's taxonomy places the organism in Eukaryota, Metazoa, Chordata, Actinopteri, Scombriformes, Scombridae.